UGAGUGCCAACCGGGCGCGUCUCCGGGUGGCGGAUAGGAGAACGGCCAGGGUAUUUCCUUGGUCAGUGGUAGUCAUAAGUGGGGCGAAAGCCUUUGCGAAAGCUACCGCCGCGGACCAACUCCCCCGAAUCUAAGGUGUAAGGCAACGUGCCGAGGGAUGAAUGAUCGCAGGGGUAAUUGCGGUCGCGAACGUUCCCUUGGGGGCACCAGACGACACCUCCAAGUAAGCAGUCCUCUCCUGAUAAUGCGGGGCUCUGUCAGGAGUGAUGAAUUUUUCCCUAGCUACUCGUGGGACUCAUGAUGGAAAUAGUUAAUGACAAUAAAGGGAAAACAAUUCAAAAAAGAACAUCGGGAGCUUUUCGGCGGAAGCUGAAAAGGCUUCGCGAAUCGCAAGAAACAUGCACUAAAAGCACCUCUGGAAACACAGAGGCUAACGUAUAUCGCAAAAGAAAAUCGGGAGCUUUUCAACGUAAACAGAAAAAACUUCGCGAAUCACAACAAGCACAUUUUAAUGCCACCUUUGAACCGGAGGUACGACGAAACGAUUGUUCUUCUGCGUCGUUAGAUUCGGAGGAAGUGGCGAGAUGCAGAACCACUGGAACAAGUAUGACUACUAGGACUAACACGUGCCAAAAUGAUAUAACGUCGCGAUCUUUUCGUCGUAAGCAGAGGAAGCUUCGCAAAUAUCAACAAAAAUGCACUAAUGAACCCUCUGAAUCUCACGGACUGAGUGCAAGCGGGGCUCAUAGGUAUCCGAGAACUACUGAACAUGCAAUCCCCAUGAAUGAAACAAGGCGGGAAUCAGGUCUCGUGUCUUCAGACUUAGCAAGAUACUGGUCUUUUGAACCAGAGGACCAAAGUAAUACCUCUUUUCCCGCAUAUAAAUAUGCUAGGGAGGAGGCCUACCUGAGUAACACUGGUGCAAGCUGGGCCAAUAGGUAUCCAAGAACUACUGAACCAGAGGGAAAAGAACGUGCAUACUAUUAUGAUUCCACGCAGUCGAGAAGUGAUUUAAGGCCUUCUUCCUCGGCAACAGCCACGUAUAGUAUCUUUGAACCGAUGAACCAAGAUAACACCCCCUUUUCAACAACUUUGUAUGCGGAUGAAGAGGCACGUCUCAGAAGCACUGAUACAAGCGGAGCUAUCAUGUAUCCGCGAACUGCUGGAUCAGAGGGACCGCGGUCCGCACAUUAUUGUGACUCAUCCAUGGACUCAUGGAGGGAAUCAAGACUCAGUACCUCAGGAACAGUAAGAUAUAGCACUUCUCAACCGGCGAGCCAAGGUAAUGCUGAAGAGGUAGCCUGUUUUAGAACCAUUGAUACGAGCAGGGCCAGCAGGUAUUCACCGAUGACUGAACCGGUCGAACAGGACCGUGAAUUCUAUUUUAAAACGAUGAAGGCCUGGAUGGAGUCAAGUGCAAGUACCUCAGGAGCAGCAAUAUACAGAGAAUCAGAAAAAUACGGAAACACAGCUAACGCUAGUUCAGGGUCAUAUUCACCAAUGGUAAAAGAUUUGGAGGUGGAAAUAAUUUUAAAUGACUACUCAAAUACCGAUAUUACUUUAGAGCAGGAAAACCUAAUAAGGCGAGCUCUGCUCGAAAGGUUAGAAAACAUAAAUGAAGGAGGACAUCAACCCAGGUUUUCCAAAGGUACAGUGAAAAACGGCAGUUUUAUCCUAUCCUGUCUUGAUCAAACAACUAAAGAAUGGGUCGAACAAACUGUUAGGAAGAUAGUUCCAUGGGAAGGUGCCAGGCUGAGAGUUAGAAAUUAUCGUGAAGAUGUCGAACAAGCGCAGACAAUGCCAUGGAUACCUGAACGCGCUGGCGAAUCAAACUCUGUUUUCGUCAAUCGGGGACAGUCGGGUGGGCUCAAGAGAAUCUGGGCAGAUACCCACGUGUCGAAAAGACAAAAACAAACAAACGAACAGUUUAAAAGCACCAAAUUUUCUGAUUCGGGGUCAUAUGCACCAGAGGUAAAAGAUUUGGCGGUGGAAAUAAUUCUAGAUGGCUGCUCCAAUACCUCUAUAACUCUAGAGCAGGAAAACUUAAUAAGGCGAGCUCUGCUCGAAAGGUUAGAAGACAUAAAUGAAGGAGAAUAUGAACCCAGGUUCUGCAAAGGUAUGGUGAAAAAUGGCAGUUUGAUCCUAUCAUGUCUUGAUCAAACUACUAAGGACUGGAUCGAACGAACUGUUAGAAAGAUAGUUCCAUGGGAUGGUGCCAGGCUGAGAGUUAGAGAUUAUCGUGAAGACGUCGAACAAAUGCAAACAAUGGCAUGGAUAUCUGACCCCGCUGACGAAGUAAUCUCUGUUUCCGUGAAUCAGGAACAGACGGGUGAUUCCAAUAGAAUCUGUACAGAUACCUGCCUGUCGAAACGACAAGAACGAAGACACAGACAGUUAAAAACAAAAUUUAGGACAAGGUCACGUACACCAAGGGUAAGAGAAUUGGAUGCGGAAAUAAUUUUAGAUGACUACUCCAAUACCUCUAUAACUCUAGAGCAGGGAAACCUAAUAAGGCGAGCUCUACUUGAAAGGUUAGAAGAUAUAAAUGAAGGAGGACCUGCACCCAGGUUCUCCAAAGGAAUAGUGAAAAACGGCAGUUUGAUCCUAUCUUGUCUUGAUCGAACAACUAAGGCAUGGGUCGAACGGACUGUUAGAGAUAUAGUUCCAUGGGAUGGUGCCAGACUGAAACUUAGAAGUUAUCGUGAUGUCGAACAAAUAGAAACAAUGGCAUGGAUACCUGGACACGCUGGGGAACCGGAAAGCUUGAUGGCGAGAUUAAAAGUUCAGAAUCCGGGAAUCAAAAUGGAAAAUUGGAAAGUCAUCGGAAGUAAGGUACUUCCAAAAGGACAGAAGCUUUUCAUUUCCAUGGACCCAGUCUCUUGGAAGACGGUACAACAAAAACAGGGAAGGCUCUACCUGAAUUUCACCACUAUUUGUGUAAAAGAAAGAAAGGGUCAGCAGCUUUUAUAGAUGGAUUUGUUUUAAUAAUUCAUGCAAUUUUGUUGAAAUCAAUUUUUGUAUUAAAUGUAUAUACAGGGUGUUUCAAAAAGAUUGGUCAUAAAUUAUACCACGUAUUCUUGGGUCAAAAAUAGGUCGAUUAAACCGCACCCAAAAAUAGUUACAGGGUGUAUAAGAUAAAAAUUUAAAUUAAUUUUUUUAACGUUGCUCUUAAACCGUUUGACAUUAUUUCAUAAAAUUUUACAUAACGUGUUGGAAUACCAUGACUAACAAAAUAGAGGUAGAGGCAAUAUUUUUUUUUAUUUUUGUAGGAUUUUGGAGGGUGUUACCGCCCCUUUCUCUACUCAACUUUUUUGUAAUAUAAAAUUUUAUUAAAAAUCGAACGCUACUGAAAUGCAACAUCUAUUUGGAAACUUUUUUGUCUUGUAGUAUUUGUUUGUAAAAUGUUUGGUUUAGACGAUACAGCCACUUAAAAUGACAUCUUAAAAAUAUUCAAUGUAAAUUAUACGUAUGCAAAAAUAUCAAAAUUCGAUUUUCAUUGUUAAAACUAUGUAGUAAGUGUGUACAGGAGAAGAAUGUAAUUAUAAACACCUGUUAAAUUAAUUUUUUUUUAUUUUGAUGACAUUAGUUUGUAAUUUAAAAAUAAACUUGAUUUUGAUAUUUUUCAUAUGUAGAAUUUACAUUGAUAAUUUUUAAGUUGUCAUUUCAAAUGGCUGUAUCGUCUAAACUAAACUUUUUACAAACAAAUACUAAGAGACAAAAAAAUUUCCAAAUAGAUGUUGCGUUCCAGUGGCGUUUCACUUGUAAUUAAAUUUUAUACUACAAAAAAGUUGAUUGGAGAAAAGAGCGGUGACCCCCUCCAAAAACCUAUAAAAAUCAAGAAAAAAUAUUGCCUCUUCCUCGAUAUUAUUAGUCAUGGUAUUCUAACAUGUCAUAUAAAAUUUCAUAAAAAAAUGCCGAACGGUUUAAGAGCAACGUUAAAAUUUUUUUUUUAAAUUUUUAUCUUAUACACCCUGUAACUAUUUUUGGGUGCACUUUUGUAUAUAAGUAAGUACUUUGACCCAAGAAUAUGUGGUAUAAUUUAUGACCAAUCUUUUUGAAACACCCUGUAUAUUGUAUAUAUUAGUGAUGGGUUGCUUGGAAAAGUUCAUAGACAAGCCCGACGGACUAGUCUGAAAAGUUGACUAGUCAAAACACACUUUUUAAAAGUGCACAUACGCGAUAUUAAAUUAACUAAAUUGUCUGAAUUUCUUACAAAUAAAGGUAAAAUUUCCAAAAAAAUCCAAAGGUUGGAAAUAUGUUACAAAUGAUUUGCCUAAAAAAAGAAAAUACAAAUGAAAAUGUUGGUCACAAAGUGUUUUCGAGAAAACAUCCAGGAUGGACAAACAUUUAACUGUGUUUUCUAUAUUCAAGGUCAACUACUUUUCAUUGUGACUUUUCACUACUUUAUAUUACUUUUCCUGACAUGUCUGUCGGACCGGUCUAGGACGUUUCGACGCAGCCAUUUCGACGCAGCCGUUUCGACGCGAGGACAUUUCGACGCAGGGCCGUUUUGACGCCAACUGUAUUUGUUUUAGAUAGGUAAUAAUUCAUACAAAAUAAUAUAUUUGAAUGUCUCUUUUAAUUUUAUUAUUAAGAAUGCAUAAUAUAAUAAUUAUAUGAUAUUGCUUUUAAAUAUUCGUUUAUAUUUCUAUUUUUAUAAUCGAUAAUAAUUUUUAAAAUCCUCUCGUCACAAUCGCGAUGUUUUAUAAAUUUCCAUAUCGUUGGAUUAUCUAUGGACAUGGACAAGUCGUCUGUGUUCAGCUUCGGUGUGGUUGUUCGUUCUGUCUGUACCCUCCAAGACGCGGUUGUAUGCAGACCACAAUGUGAUCGGAAAGAAUGGAUUGCGCCUUCUUUGACUCUGUCGUUGAGGACGUCCUACGUAUGAGUCCUCGAACCAUUCUAUUAGAGGUUGCAACUCGUUAGACAAUUCUCAAAAUAAAUGCUCAAUUGCAAUAUCCAUGUCUUCAUCAGGAACAAAUGCCAAAGAUGUCACCAUUCGUGCAUAAAGACUGAAAUCAGCAUCGGUAUUAUAUCGACCCAGCAAAUUCAUUUGCACCAAAUGUUUUUUUAUAUUUUUCACCAAAUUAAAAAAAAAACAGCCUAGCAGCUCCGCAUUUGGAAACUCUUCUUUGAACGCGAUUAUGGCACCCAAUUCAAAAUCGCAUGAUAUCUUCUCUGGAUUUGCAGCUGGCUGUAAAUGUCCCACCAUACCAAUCAUUCGGGCAUAUGUAGUUUGUCGUUUUUUGGGCAGGAGAGCAUAAAGAACAGGAUGAACUCCCCCAAAUUAUUUAUUUAUAAUUAUGUAGGUAAAAAAUUGAGGCAGUUGGUUUAAAUGUCCCAUCAACAAACCAGUGUUUUGAGUCCUUUAAAAUCGGUAAAUAUAUAUAUUGUAAUGGAAAUGAAUUAUCGACAUUUAAGAUCAAAAAUUAACUGUAUAAUCUAACUAGGAUCGGAUACCUAAAAUAGGUUAAUAAACUACUUAAUAUAAUAUUAUGUAUCAAUAUUAAUAUUUAGGUAAUUCAUUAAAAAUCUUUUUAGGUACCUAAUUUUUAGGGAUUAAUUUUUUAUGUCUUUCAUAGAAAUGAGAACAUAAGCCAGCUAAUGGUUACAUGUUUACUGCAGCUAUCUAUCAAUGCUUACUGCGAAUAUUUAAGGAACAAGUUAAAUUACCCAAUUAUAUACAAAGAAUAGAUCUGCAAAAAAUAGACAUUUCAAAUAUUUUUUUAGAAUAAUUUAUUACCUACUUAAAAAAAAUUACAUUUGGCGUCGAAACGGCCCGGCGUCGAAUCGGCCGGCGUCGAAAUGUCCUCGCGUCGAAACGGCCGCGUCAAAACGGCUGCGUCGAAAUGUCCCAUUCCGCCGUCGGACUAGUCCGAAAAUUACUUUUCAUGGAAAGUCCCAUUAGUGAGUAAUUGUUUGAUAUUUCAAUUUCAAUAGACUCUCAAACAUGUUUCAAUAAAAGUAUUAUGGAUUUGAAAAAGGCAUAUUCUAAAAAUAUUUUUGUAUAUACAGGGUGUUACAUCUUUGUUUGGUAAAUAAAAAUGUAUGAUUUUAUUUCAGUUUUUAGAAUGGUUAGUAAUACUGUAUUUAAUCCAUUCAUAUUUUAAAAAUUACAGCUUUGCAAAGUAGUUCAUUUUUUGUGAAAUUAGAGAAUAAAAUGAUCAUAAUAAAAGUAGGUUUGCAAUGAUUUCAAAGUUGUUUAAAUUACAGACUUAUGUGGUACUAAGCUAACGAAUAGUUAUGAUAAAACUGGUUUAUUUUAUACCGAAUGUUUUGAAGCCUGUUAUAAAAUGGCUAAUUUUAAGUUCAAUUUACCAAAUGUUUUCAAAUUUAUAUUAACAAUAAAUUUGUUAUUUACCUAUCCAAUUAUACCAACAUGUUAGCUUAUUAUUUAUGAUGAUCACAUUUAAAAUGUAUUCUAAAUAUAUAGGGUAGUCCAUAAAUGAGGGACGAACUAAACUUAUAUUUGUUUAAAUUAAACAUUAUAAGUGGUUACAGUGGUGUAGCGUAGGGGGGCAGAAGGCACCUGCCUUGGGCGGCACUUUGAAAGGAGCGACAGAUUUUAUAAAAUAAAAACUAAUUAAUGAUAGAAGGUCGACAAAUGUAGCAUCUGUCCCGGGUAGAUAAAAUCUACCCUACGCCACUGGGUAGUUUUUUUAAUAGACUUAACGUUCCUAAAAAUGUUUUUGAUUUUCAUUCAUUUGCUUGUCUUAUGGUUGGUUUUACAUAGCACCAAAAUUUCAAAAUGUUCUUCUGUCGGGCCGUUCCUUCGAGGUGCGUCGAUUAUACCUGCAAAAAAAAAUAAUUGGUACUUGGGG
Psylliodes chrysocephalus is the source of this 6818-nucleotide messenger RNA. NCBI's taxonomy places the organism in Eukaryota, Metazoa, Arthropoda, Insecta, Coleoptera, Chrysomelidae. The record is from the annotation of a GenBank genome assembly.